Molecule: messenger RNA, 1753 nt
Organism: Phacochoerus africanus (Common warthog)
Lineage: Eukaryota; Metazoa; Chordata; Mammalia; Artiodactyla; Suidae
Gene: ESS2
Product: ess-2 splicing factor homolog
Exons: 10
Coding region: 52-1488 (478 amino acids)
Cellular component (GO): catalytic step 2 spliceosome
Source: RefSeq, a predicted model, not a curated record
CCACCUCAGCCGGUGUCGCCUCUGCGCCGCCGGGGCGGUGCUGGGAUAGUGAUGGAGACGCCUGGGCCGCCGGCCCGGGCCCUGAUGCUUCCUGCCGCGUCCCAGCCUCGGAGGAAGCGCGCAGCCGGGGAGGCCGGGCCUGCAACAAGCAGGCAGCGGGUGCUGGACGAGGAGGAGUACAUCGAGGGCCUCCAGACGGUCAUCCAGAGGGAUUUCUUCCCUGACGUGGAGAAGCUGCAGGCGCAGAAGGAGUACUUGGAGGCAGAGGAGAAUGGAGACUUGGAGCGCAUGCGCCAGAUCGCCAUCAAGUUUGGCUCUGCCCUGGGCAAGAUGUCUAGAGAGCCUCCACCGCCCUAUGUGACUCCAGCCACGUUUGAAACCCCUGAGGUGCACACAGGCAGUGGAGUGGUAGGCAGUAAGGCCCGGGGCCGGGGCCGCGGCCUGGAGGAUGGCACUGGAGAGUCUGUGAAGGAGGAGGAGGAGGCGGCCCUGCCCAGCCUGGAUGUUUUCUUGAGCCGGUACACAAGUGAGGACAACGCCUCCUUCCAGGAGGUCAUGGAGGUGGCCAAGGAGAAGAGCCGCGCCCGCCACGCCUGGCUCUACCAGGCUGAGGAGGAGUUCGAGAAGAGGCAGAAAGACAACCUGGAGCUUCCGUCAGCUGAGCACAAAGCUAUCGAGAGCAGCCAGGCCGGCGUGGAGACUUGGAAGUACAAGGCCAAGAACUCCCUCAUGUACUACCCAGAGGGCGUCCCUGACGAAGAGCAGCUGUUUAAGAAGCCCCGGCAGGUGGUGCACAAGAACACGCGCUUCCUCAAGGACCCCUUCAGCCAGGCACUGAGCCGGUCCCAGCUGCAGCAGGCUGCUGCCCUCAAUGCCCAGCACAAACAGGGCAAGGUGGGUCCAGACGGCAAGGAGCUGAUCCCCCAGGAGUCCCCCCGAGUGGGCGGGUUUGGAUUUGUUGCCACCCCUUCUCCUGCCCCUGGUGUGAACGAGUCCCCGCUGAUGACCUGGGGGGAGGUAGAGAACACACCCCUGAGAGUAGAAGGAUCCGAAAGCCCCUACGUGGACAGGACACCCGGGCCAGCCUUCAAGAUCUUGGAGCCCGGCCGCAGGGAGCGGCUGGGGCUAAAGAUGGCCAACGAGGCUGCCGCCAAGAACCGGGCCAAGAAGCAGGAGGCUUUGCGAAGAGUGACGGAAAACCUGGCCAGCCUUACCCCCAAAGGCCUGAGCCCAGCCAUGUCCCCGGCGCUGCAGCGCCUUGUGAGCAGGACAGCUAGCAAAUACACGGACCGGGCCCUGCGAGCCAGUUAUACACCAUCCCCGGCCCGCUCGGCCCACCUCAAGACCCCAGCUGGUGGGCCUCAGACCCCCACAAGCACACCGGCUCCCGGCUCUGCCACACGCACCCCCCUCAGCCAGGACCCAGCCUGCAUCACGGACAAUUUGCUGCAGCUUCCUGCCCGGCGCAAAGCCUCGGACUUCUUCUAGGGCCUGGGCUGGGCUGGGCCAUGGGAAGCUUUGUGGAGCCUCCAGGGGAGCUGUCUACCCAGCGGAGGACUCCAGCUUCCUAGGGACCCAGGGUCAUGUCCAAAGUAGUGAGCGUCCCAGGAGCCACAGAAGAAAGGUGCCAGGCUGGCACAGGACCUGCCCCUGCGGCCCUGGGGUGCAUCCUAGGGCUUUGCUGGUACAGUUUUUUAUUGGACCCCCCCUCCUCUCUAUUUAACCGUAAUUAAAGAGCAUUUCCAGGAGUUCA